Molecule: messenger RNA, 378 nt
Organism: Arabis nemorensis
Lineage: Eukaryota; Viridiplantae; Streptophyta; Magnoliopsida; Brassicales; Brassicaceae
Source: the annotation of a GenBank genome assembly
AUGGAGUAUGUACAUCCCGAAAUCCAUCUACAACGACGAACCAGUAGAUUUGCGAGACUUAACAACCUAUUAGUGGACAUGGUUGAUUAUACUCGCAUGAACCCUCUAGCAAAUCUCAUGUUGAUCAUGAAAUACACGCCUGAGGAUGAAGACAUAGAGCUUGUCAGGAUUGUAAACGAGGUGAAAAAAAGAAAUUACAAUGUUUUUUUAGUAGUUGGUGAUAAUCAAGAUCGAGACAAUUGCGGAUACCCAUCAGAUGUACUACCUGGUUGCACCAUAUGGACUUGGACAAGCCUAGUAAGUGGAGGACCCUCUUGCACAAGUGAUGAAGAGGAUGAUGAAGAGGAUGAUGGAGAGGAUGUCACAAUGUUCUUUUAG